AUGGUUCAGUGUCAGGACGAUGACAUAUUCGUUUUAGACAAGGUCCACGGUCAACAAGUGAGUAUGGAAUCAGCUUGCAGAGAUUCUCAUUGCUGGUACUGGCUCAUACAAACGAACGGUAUCGGCGAGACUCAAUGCUUCGCCACGGCGACGCGUUUCGACGGGAUCGAAGCGGACCAGAAUCACUGCCCCAUCCAGAGACGACUGGAUGUCACCCGAGCAUUGAUCGUGCCGAUGUAUAGCAUUCACCUCCUGGUGGCCUAG
Molecule: messenger RNA, 264 nt
Organism: Diaporthe amygdali
Lineage: Eukaryota; Fungi; Ascomycota; Sordariomycetes; Diaporthales; Diaporthaceae
Exons: 1
Coding region: 1-264 (87 amino acids)
Source: RefSeq, a predicted model, not a curated record